Echinostoma caproni is the source of this 669-nucleotide messenger RNA. The record is from the annotation of a GenBank genome assembly. NCBI's taxonomy places the organism in Eukaryota, Metazoa, Platyhelminthes, Trematoda, Plagiorchiida, Echinostomatidae.
GUGCGCUGCUUGCUUGGGACCCCAUUGUUUGUGCAAGAAGGUCAAACCCUGAUAGGCCAUGUGACCAUGCGCGCCAACUCACGACAGUCAUACGAUGUUCAAAUUGAGCUGGUCGUUCCGGGCAGCCAAACUAAGAUCACAAAUAGCUUGGAUUUGAAGAACCCACACUUUCGCUACAAUGGUUAUCCACCUGCUCCACCGCCGGGGUCUCAUGUUCGUUCCCCCACCGAGACUUACUACGCAAAUUUGUGCUUACAACAACAGCAACAGCAACUUCAAGUGCAAGCUCAGCCAAACACCGGCUUAACUGUUCCGCUAGCCGCGGCAGCUGCGGCCGCGGCUGCCGCAUCAACCGGUCCACUGUUUGCUAUGCACCCAACUGCAUUUGUUCCAGCAUCUGGCUCGGCCGAGUCCACUCUUACUCAGGCUCCACUCCAAUCCAUGCAAAUGUCCCCCCAACCGGUCACCCCAUCCUCAGUAGCCGUGGCCAGUCAUUCCUCCACUGGCGUAGCACCACCUCAGUCCCAUCCGCCACACGGUGCUGUUCUCCUGGACCCAGCGACAGCUGCGGCAGCAGCAGUCUCGGGUUUAUUCUGCAAUCCGAACGUUCCGGUCGUCGCAGAGGAUCCGAUCUCCCAUUCGACCAAUGGUUGGCGUCCAGGUAAAUAA